UGCACGACAGGAAUAGAGUCUGUUACAGAGUUGCAGAUUGUUUAUUGCUGCCGUGCUUUGAUAAGUGACAGCAACUGGCUGUAAUUCUGCCGGUGCUACAGCUGCUUUGAUCAGCAGCGAAGCUGUUAACAGUGCCGACAAUUAAUUACUGUCGAUGGGCAUUGCAGCUUGAACUUCCCCUGCCGAACAGUGGCAGAUCACACCCGGUCAGGGCUAUUGUUUAAGGCUUUCUUUGGACAUAUCGCUGGGCUGAAUCACGUUGUGCUUCUCCUCGGGAUUUUCUUCCACAGUCACCGCGGUUAGAGCCGCCCUGGUUUUCUGAGCGAGAGCAGGGCUCGCAGGCAGGGUGCUGGCAGCGUGUGGGAGGUGUGUGUGAGAGCCAUGUGCCCCCGGAGCACAGGCUGUGCGUGCCGGUGUCUUCUCUGCCUCCUGUGCUGAUCUGCAGCCUGGAGGUGUGGAGCAUCCUGGAGGGGACCAGAAAGGAUCGUCCCCUGUGACAAACUGGGGAAGGGAUGGUGACUCUGAAUGCAGGUGUCGUGUGGGAGAGAAGAGUGAUCGCCCUCUGAGGCUGUGAGCACUGCGAAAACCCCCACAGCUCAUGCCAUGAAGGAGGAGAACUUUCUUCGUCGCAGGUUCUCCCUCUGUCCGGCCUCGUCCACCCCUCAGAAGGUCGAUCCUCGCAAGCUGACACGCAACCUGUUCUUCGGGGCCGACAACGACAUCUACCCGCUCAGCCCAGGAAAAGAUGUGGAAGGAAACAGCCCAUCAUCACUGAAGGAUGAAACACCACAGACUCCAAACUCCAUUAGCAAGGCAGGUUCCUCAAGGAAAAUCAGCCUCCCACUUAUCCUGGCAGUGGAGAAACCCAAGGACCAGAUCGAGUAUAAGCUUUGCAAUGGGUCUGACAAAGAGUGUGUGUCUCCAACAGCCAAAUUCAUGAAGAAGGAAACACUGAAGGUACAAAAAAAAAAUUACAGACAGGAAAAGAAAAGAGCUACCAAACAACUCUUCAGUGCUCUGAAAGAUCCCAGUGUGGUGAUCACAGCAGACUGGCUGAAGAUUCGUGGGACUCUGAAAAGCUGGACCAAACUAUGGUGUGUCCUGAAACCAGGAGUGCUGCUCAUUUAUAAGACGCCAAAGAUCGGACAGUGGGUUGGGACAAUUCUGCUCCAUUCUUGUGAGCUGAUCGAGAGACCCUCCAAAAAGGAUGGCUUCUGCUUUAAACUCUUCCAUCCUUUGGAUCAAUCCAUCUGGGCUGUAAAGGGACCAAAGGGAGAAAAUGUCGGUUCGAUCACUCAGCCUCUUCCCAGCAGCUACUUGAUUUUCAGAGCAGCCUCCGAAUCAGAUGGCCGAUGCUGGCUGGAUGCUCUGGAACUUGCCCUGCGUUGCUCCAGCCUCUUCAGGCUCAGUGCCUCCAAGCAGGGAAAGGAUGGAGAUGUGAACUGCUCGAGUGAUUCUGCGCAUGCGGGGCUCAACCACCUCUUGCACACCAGUGCUAUGUCAGACCAGGAGUUCUUCCAGUUGAAUGAAUCAACCCUAGAGAACAACCACCACUUGGAAAAUGAUGCUUUUUCAGACAAGUCCGAGAGAGACAACAUAGAGGAGUCAGAGAAUGAAGCACACGAGAACAGCCGGAAGACAAAUGAAAGCGAGAGUGAUCAGUCAGAAAUACAGGGAGAGGUCUCUCCAGGAACAAAGGGGACCACUUAUAUUGAACAAGUCUAUGAAGAAUUUGGAGAGACAGGGGAGUCGUCUCAGACAGAAACCGUGUCUGAGGAGAACAAGAGCCUGAUGUGGAUCCUGCUGAAGCAGCUGCGGCCUGGCAUGGACCUGUCACGGGUGGUGCUGCCCACCUUCAUCCUGGAGCCGCGCUCGUUCCUGAACAAACUCUCCGACUACUACUACCAUGCCGACCUGCUCUCCCAGGCCGUCCUUGAAGAUGAUCCAUACACCCGAAUGAAGCAAGUUCUGAGGUGGUAUCUGUCCGGCUUCUAUAAGAAGCCAAAGGGAAUAAAAAAGCCAUACAACCCUAUUCUGGGAGAGACAUUUCGCUGCUGUUGGUUUCACCCCCAGACGAACAGUCACACAUUUUACAUAGCAGAACAGGUGUCCCAUCACCCACCAGUGUCAGCUUUUCAUGUCAGCAAUAGGAAGGAUGGAUUCUGCAUUUCUGGCAGCAUUCUAGCUAGGUCCAAGUUUUAUGGCAACUCACUUUCUGCGCUGUUGGAUGGAAAAGCAAAGCUUAUGUUUCUAAACAGAGGGGAAGAGUAUAUAAUCACGAUGCCAUAUGCCCACUGUAAAGGACUUUUAUAUGGUACCAUGACAAUGGAGCUUGGAGGGAAAGUUACCAUUGACUGUGAGAAAACUAACCACAGGGCAGAACUGGAAUUCAAGCUAAAGCCCUUCUUCGGUGGCAGCACGAGCAUUAAUCAAAUCUCGGGGAAGAUUAAAUGUGGAGAAGAAGUGCUAGCGAGUCUCACUGGACACUGGGAUGGAGAAGUGCAUAUAAAUGAGCAGAAAAAUGGGAACACAGAAAUGUUCUGGAACCCGACCAGCGAAGUGUGCAGGCAGAGGCUGAAGCGCCACAUUGUGCUGUUUGAGGAGCAGACGGACUUUGAAUCAGAGAGGCUUUGGCAGCAUGUUACCAGUGCAAUAAACAAAGGGGAUCAGCACAAGGCAACGCAGGAAAAGUUUGUGCUGGAAGAGGAGCAGAGGAACGCUGCUCGGGAGCGGAGGGAGAGCGGCACGGAAUGGAAACCGCUGCUGUUCCGGCACGAUGCCGGCACCAACGAGUGGCGCUACAAAUACGAGGAUCUAAGACCUUGGGAUCCUUUGAACGACAUUGCCCAAUUUGAGAAGGAUGGAAUACUUCAGACAAUGGAAAGACACUUAUCCACAAGGAUGUCAAACCACAAAGCAACAUGCAUAAACAAUCAAAUUACACAGCACAAGAGGUCUGCCAAAGACUGCAGGCGCCGCAAAACCAGUGAUCAGCCAUCCAACCACAGCCAGAACACAGAGAGCAGCUGUUCAACGCCAGAGUCAGUGCAGGAGCUCUCAGAUGAUGAUGGGUUUGAAAGCCUGUGCGCUCAGUGUGGGAAAGAAAUGAAUCACCUGAAGGAAAUUCACUCAGCUGUCUUAUCCCUACAGAAAGCCCAACAGGACAUACACAGAAACCUCAGCGCUCUGAACAAAAAGUCCUUCCACAGGAAGGCCUCUUCUGAAAGCUUCCUCCUGGACUCUCGCUGUUGGUUUCUCCUCUGCAUCUUUCUUACGUGUCAACUCUUCAUUAAUUAUGUCUUCAAAUAAAAUCACUACGUUUGGCAGCAAUAAUGAUCACUGGCUGCAGGAGGGGGCCACUCGCGCAAGGAGCCCAGCGAGGCACCAAAGCACUUUAGAACCAACACGGCAGAGGUGGAAGGAAGUGGAAAAACGAGGUUAAAAAGGGACCUAGGAACCUGCAAAACUUUGUUCCUGCAGAUUAUGUCAUUUUUGCCUUUUACAUGUACAUCUUCAAGGACCUCUUAACCUGUAUGGGCCUUAAUGCUGAAGCCAAAUGUAGCUUUAAUUGUGCAAUUUGUUUUCUAUGUUUUGUCAUUUUCUGAUGCAAUUAAUAAUUACCCAGCAGUAUUGGUAACCCCGAAAUGGUAAUCACCUCAACAUUUUGGAAAAGUCACGGUGGCCUGGGUCAUAGCUCCAGGAGUGAGGCAGAGCAGCUGGGGAGCUGUAAAGAACUGAUGUCCACAGUGCCUGUCUGGCUGCCUUUAAUUACAGGAGGGAGAACACUUGGUCCAAAAAAUCCAGCCCUGGGAUAUUAAGUCAUGAUCUGUUUAGUCAGCCCAUGCAGAAUGGGACCUCAGGAUGUGCUUUAUUUUCCAUUCCACAGAAACUGUAAAUAUACACAAUUUUCCUAGAGCUGUUCUGCUUUAGGAAAUGGGAGGUAUUCAGUGAAAGCUCCUCGUCUGGUUACGGAGCUGACUGGUGUCCUGGGUCUGGCCCAUCGAGUGUGAUGUCAGACACGCACGCCUGUUUGUAAAACCUGGUCACUUACUAUUAUUGUUAUUAUUUGCUAUAUGGCUGUUUUAUAAUAUCACACACUAGCAUUGUAGAGAGAAAUCCACUGCCCCAGCAUAGGUGAGAAGGAUGGGAAGGAUGUAGGUGUACGUGUGUUCGGUCUUAGGCACAUUUAUUGUCAAAGGUCAGGAAAGAGGGAGGGUUUUGCCACUGCAUUGUUCAACCCUGUUAAUAGUCUUCCUAUUUUACACCAUUUUUUAAAGAUUUGCAAUAUUUUCUGUAGACUGCAGACAAUACUAAGCCUUUCUUUUCUGGCCUGAAGUAGUUCCAAGUGGUAAGUACUGCUAUAUAUACAGCCUUAAAAUACUUAGUGGUGGUGCCAGUCUGGGCUAUCUUUCAAUGUAAAUGUUUCCAAAUUUUUAAGUACAUUCCUUGUCAUAUUCCCCAGUUAGGGGAAACCUGUUUGUGCUUGAUAUGUUGAAAUAAAACUACACACAACUUUCAGUGGCA
Messenger RNA from Passer montanus (Eurasian tree sparrow), 4524 nucleotides. It is a transcript of the gene OSBPL5, whose product is annotated as oxysterol binding protein like 5. Gene Ontology annotation, biological process: phospholipid transport. Gene Ontology annotation, molecular function: sterol binding. The coding region runs from base 604 to 3309 and encodes 901 amino acids. The record is from RefSeq and is a predicted model, not a curated record. Lineage: Eukaryota; Metazoa; Chordata; Aves; Passeriformes; Passeridae. The transcript has 23 exons. Gene Ontology annotation, cellular component: membrane; cytosol; intracellular membrane-bounded organelle.